GAGCAGGAGUCGCGUUUAUUUAUAGAUGCAAGUCCAUCAAUCGUGUGGCGCGUGUGUGACUAUACUUACGCCACUGCAUCUGUACAUAAGAGGCGUGCGACGAAUUUUCGCGUGACAGGAACGAGAGUGCGGAUAUGUGACAGAAUCCUGCGUGUAUAAUCUGAUGCAACGAAUUUUUCGCGUGGCACGAACUGCGUUGUUAUCCCGAGAUAAGCGCCUUCUCGCGAUCCGAAAGACCGCUAUGGACCAGUCGAGACGUUUGAAGGCUGAAUGUUGAUUCCGCGAGAACGAUGCGCGAAGGUGCCACUUCGGAAUUAGUCCUCCAAGAUUCCUCCGCGAUCCGCAGCUAAUGAACGCGAGAGAUAUGUCGAAGCCCGAUGCACCGAAAUUCGUUAUAGCGCUUUUCUCCUUCAAGGGAAAGAACAACGAUGAACUGUGCUUUAAGAAAGGUGAUAUAAUAACAAUAACGCAAGUAGACGAUGAAGGCUGGUGGGAGGGCACGCUAAAUGACAAAACUGGUUGGUUUCCUUCGAACUAUGUUAAGGAAUAUAGAAUUUCAGAUGGUGGUCAUGCAUCGAUUAAGACAUCGCCAGAAAGGAGUCCACAGGAAUCGCCCGCACAUCAGAAACUUAAUCGUGAUAUAGUAUUAAAGGACAUUGUUGAUUCCGAGAGAGUGAAUGUAGCAGAACUGCAAGGUUUAGUGAACAAUUUUUUACAACCUCUUGAAACAUCAAACAUAUUAAAAAAAGAUGAGUAUAAGCAGCUACUUGGUAACAUACACGAGGUCUUGGAGACUCAUCAGUAUCUGUUGGCAAAUUUGGAAGCGACCAUUUUGCAAGGACUCUCUGCAAGAAUAGGGAAUCUCUUUCUGACUAUUGCACCGAGGCUGAAAUCUAUUCAUAUUACAUACUGUAACAAUCAUCCGCAAGCCGUUUGUAUAUUGGAUAGAUACAGAGACGAACUAAAUGAAUUUAUGGAACGUAGUGGAGCGAUAUCACCAGGUAUAUUAGUAUUGACCACUGGGCUCAGCAAGCCGUUCCGCAGACUGGAUAAAUAUUCUGCUAUGCUUCAAGAGUUGGAAAGGUAUACCGAGAAGAAUCAUCCCGACAGAGGUGACACCCAACGCAGCAUAGCAGUGUAUAGGGAAAUUGCGGAUCAUUGCGCUUCCCUACGCAAGCAACGUGAAUUAGCGCUCCAAAUAUUAACUAGUGGAAUCAAAGGCUGGGAGGGUGAAGAGUUGAUCUCACUGGGCGAGAUUGUCCAUGUCGGAUCUGUGACUCUAGCGACUGGCGUGGAUCGUAGAGACAGAUACUUUGUUUUAUUUCCCACCACGUUGCUGGUGCUCAGCACCAGUCCAAGAAUGAGUUCCUUCAUUUAUGAGGGAAAGCUUCCGUUGACCGGCAUUAAUGUAACUGCAACCGAAGAUAUGGAUGAAAUAAGAAACGCUCUGGAAAUCACUGGACCAAUGAUUGAAAGCAUUGUCGUACUAUGCGCCACGAGAGAAGAGAGGCAACGUUGGAUCGAUCUUUUGAUUCAGGAACGAGGCGCAAGUCCGUUGAAGUCACCGACCAUACCUCGUGUGAGUUGUCAUCAUCCUCCGUACGCGCGACUCUCGAGAUACUUUGCGAAGCUCGUGAGGAGAAAGAUCAUAUGUCCUGAAUUAGUGAAGAAGCUGUUGUACAUUCAAUACAUCUUGAGGCCGGAUUUGAGUAACGUAAAAAUGAGGAAGCGGAACGUGACCUAUGCUAUCUUCUCUACUCAUAGUAGCGGAGAGACGUCCGACACACUGACCGAAAGCAGGAUACAGGAGGAGCCGCGGGCGUUACAUAAAUCCUCGCUAAUGCUAGACGUUAAGUACGUGAUAAACAACGACGAUCUCAGUACCGCGGGAGUAGCAAACACCUCCUCACUCACGAAUUUCGUAUCGAGAGUCGAUCGCAACGAUCGUUGUACCUUCGAGACUAGUAAGAGCUUACCGGUCGCUGGCACAAUGAGCCGCGUCCUGCCGAGUAUUCCGCUCGCGUCGAGCAAAUCGUACACGUCGAAUCUUCGGUACCGUAACGAAUUCUGUCGGGAGCAUUUGGAAAUUGCGCAUCGGCGACAGCACAGCGACCUAACGGUGAAGUACUUGGGAACGAUUGAGCGUUAUCCGGAGGGGUCGGGCGUGCCGAUUCGAUACCUCGUGCCUUCCGUCCAAAGAGACGACUGCGGUAGCAUCGACGAGGAAUUUCGAGAAACGUGCGCAAAUGCUAGUCUGCGAUCGUCGGAUUCGGGAAUGGCCGAGAGCUAUCACUUGAACUCGUCCGAGAUUAAUUCUUGUUACAAGUCGUACGCGUCCGGUCACACCAAGUAUACGGAUCCCGUAAGAACGUCUCACAGCGAGAGCGAUAACGAUGAGAAUAAGUUCGAGCAUCAGUGCAUUUGCACCUCGCCAUUCGGCUCUACGCCUCGGGAUAGUGGCCAUUCCCUGUCGAAAAAUAUUGACGAGCGCGCAAGUCUCGCUAGACCUAGCGAUAUCGAUAAUAAUCUUAGCGCUGAUAAUUCGAAUAACACUGGGAGAGAAAUGCAGCAAACUGUAUUUACUCACGUCUUGACGAAUUAUGGAGACGCAAAAGACAAAAGGUAUACGCAACCGAUACCGUACGCACAUCAGUGCGUAAUUAGAAAAGUCGGGAGACGCGUAGCUCGUCCAAUCCAGCCGAUUAUCGAGGAAUGCGACGAAACGGCGACUCAGGUCUAUUCAUCCGGACUGUAUGCUCAUUGGUGGCUCAAGAAACCUAUUCCGAUGUCUGGAUGCACGGAACAAGCCGACGAACAACCAGAUGAACGGGAAGCUUCAGCGACCAGCGGUGGAGCCUUGUACUCCUCCAGGGAUUAAGACACCUUGGAGCCUUGCAUCAUUAAGACCUGCUCCUCCUUUGUACUCUCUUAAGAACUUUGGAAAAAUAGAUACCACUACAGAUA
Ooceraea biroi (clonal raider ant) is the source of this 2964-nucleotide messenger RNA. RefSeq names its product Rho-type guanine nucleotide exchange factor (gene RtGEF). Lineage: Eukaryota; Metazoa; Arthropoda; Insecta; Hymenoptera; Formicidae. Gene Ontology annotation, molecular function: protein binding; guanyl-nucleotide exchange factor activity. The record is from RefSeq and is a predicted model, not a curated record. Gene Ontology annotation, cellular component: cytoplasm.